AUGAAAUACAAAGUGUGGAUGGACAAAACGAAUAUGGGUGAUGACAUACUCGUGAGUAUGGCAAGGGCUGUUGAAAAUUCAUAUAUCGUACUUCUGUGCAUCAAUACACAAUAUUAUCGAAGUCAUUAUUGUCGUUUAGAAGCUGAAUAUGCAGCUGAAAAACGAAUAAGGUUUAUUCCAUGCAUGGUGGAGAAAUCAUUUCGUGCUGAAAGCUGGCUGGGGAUAAUCAAAGGCAGCAGUCUUCAUGUUGAUUUUUCGGUGCAUGAGAAAUUCAAGGAAUCAUUUAAAGAAUUAAUUCGAUUAAUUAGUCAGAUUGAAAAACAAUUAUGCGUACAGCCACGUAAGUUUCUGCUUUGCACAGGAAAUAUUUUAGUGAUUAAUUUAGGUCGAGCACCAACACCAUGUAAUUUUUCUGGUCGAGUGUUGUUUGGAGACAUGUCUGCAACAAAUGCAGAAAGUCCAACACAUACACAUGAUCAACAUACUUACCGUUGUAAUUCAAUUGUUGAACAAUAUAAAAGAUCGAUUCACAAAGAAGAUCAUGAUUUAAAGCACCUGAAGCAUCAUCAACUAUUAGAUCUUAUCAAUAAAUUAUUACGACAACAAUCAACUACAAAAACGUCAAGAUCAUCACGUUAUAGUUAUAGUGAACAAUCAGAUGAAGAUACGAAACAAGUGUGUCACUGUAAUCAGCACGUUGAAAAAAUAUGCAACCGAGUAUUAGACAAAAAUGAACGGUUUGAAAAAAUAUGCAAUCGUGUAUUGGAUAAAAAUGAACAUUUGAUUAAGCAACAAGAUCGUUUGAAAUGCGGCACCUUCGAUGUAAAAAAAUCUCAUAGUUUUGAAGAUUAUGCAUUCAUUACUACGAUGUUACCUUGUUUUUUAUUGUGCACGUUAUUGAUUUUUCUUGUAAAAAACGAAUAUAUUAUAUGA
Rotaria socialis is the source of this 933-nucleotide messenger RNA. The record is from the annotation of a GenBank genome assembly. NCBI's taxonomy places the organism in Eukaryota, Metazoa, Rotifera, Eurotatoria, Philodinida, Philodinidae.